AUGCUUCACCGCUUCGGCGACGAGAACGCCCCCAAGACCCCGGGGAAGGCGCGGCCCGACCGCUUCAUCCCCAACCGCAGCGCGCUGGAUUUGGACAUCGCCCACUACAACCUCGUGAAGGAGAACGCCAAUGCCAAUGACCUGGACCUCGCGGCGGAGGUUGCGUCGCCCAGCAAGGAGGAGUACAAGAAGCAGCUGGCGAGCAACUUUCUGAGCCAGGAUGGGGGCGCGAGCUCGGCGAAGAUCCUCGCGUUCAAGUCCAAGGCUCCCGAGCCCCCCGCCGGGAUGGAGAAUUCCGCUCGCGGCGUGUACACGAACAACGCCGGCGCGGGGGUCAAGUCCAAGAAGACGUUCAGGCACGUCCCCUCCGCACCGGAGCGGAUCCUCGACGCGCCCGAGCUCAUCGACGACUACUACCUGAACCUCAUCGACUGGGGAUCCACCAACCAGGUCGCCGUGGCGCUCGGAUGCGUGGUGUACCUCUGGAACGCGGACAGCGGCGACAUCCAGCAGCUGUGCCAGACGGAUCCCAACAACGGUGACGAUUACGUCACCAGCGUGCAGUGGGGCGGCGACGGCAAGCACAUUGCCGUCGGCACCAACGACGCCGAGGUUCAGAUCUGGGACGUGAGCAGGCUCAAGCAGGUGCGUACCUUGCGCGGUCACAACGCCCGCGUCGGCGCACUCGCGUGGAAUGGCACGCAGCUCGCCACGGGCAGCAGGGACAACACCGUGAUGAUGCACGACGUUCGCAUCCGCGAGCACCGCACCGCCACGCUCACCUCGCACUCCCAGGAGGUUUGCGGGCUGAAGUGGGCGCCGAGUGGCAACCAGCUCGCGUCCGGCGGUAACGAUAACCUGCUGCACAUCUGGGACCAGAACUCCAUCGGCAACGGGACGCACCUUCACAGGCUCGACGCGCAUCAGGCGGCUGUCAAGGCGCUCGCGUGGUGCCCUUUCCAGUCCAACCUGCUCGCGUCGGGCGGCGGUACCGCGGACCGCUGCAUCAAAUUUUGGAACACCAACACCGGCGCGCUGCUCAACAGCAUCGACACCCACUCGCAGGUGUGCUCCCUCCAGUGGAACAAGCACGAGCGCGAGCUGCUCUCGUCGCACGGAUACUCUCAAAACCAGCUGUGCCUGUGGAAGUACCCCACCAUGACCAAGAUGGCGGAGCUUACCGGUCACAGCGCGAGGGUGCUGCACAUGGCGCAGUCCCCCGACGGCACCACGGUGGUGUCGGCGGCGGCGGAUGAGACGCUCAGGUUCUGGAAGUGCUUCUCGGAUUCAGACGCGGGCAAGGCGAAGAAGCUCAAGGAUGGCGCCUCCGACAGCAGCGUGCUCAGGCGCUUCAACUUCCGCUAA
Molecule: messenger RNA, 1365 nt
Organism: Micromonas commoda
Lineage: Eukaryota; Viridiplantae; Chlorophyta; Mamiellophyceae; Mamiellales; Mamiellaceae
Gene: CDC20
Product: anaphase promoting complex protein
Exons: 3
Coding region: 1-1365 (454 amino acids)
Biological process (GO): positive regulation of ubiquitin protein ligase activity; positive regulation of anaphase-promoting complex-dependent catabolic process; anaphase-promoting complex-dependent catabolic process
Cellular component (GO): anaphase-promoting complex
Molecular function (GO): ubiquitin ligase activator activity; protein binding; anaphase-promoting complex binding
Source: RefSeq, a predicted model, not a curated record